CGCCCGGCGCCGCCUUUCGGCCCCUCUCCCCGGCUCGGCCUCGGCCAGGUCUGAUUCGCGGCGCGCGCGGCCCGGAGGCUCUCGGCGAGCGCGGCGCGGUAACAAGUGGGCGAGGAUGCCGUACGAGAUCAAGAAGGUGUUCGCUAGCCUGCCCCAGGUGGAGAGGGGCGUCUCCAAAAUCAUCGGCGGCGACCCCAAGGGCAACAAUUUUCUUUACACCAAUGGAAAGUGCGUCAUCCUUAGGAACAUCGACAACCCAGCCGUUGCUGACAUCUACACAGAACACGCCCAUCAAGUGGUGGUGGCCAAGUACGCGCCCAGCGGAUUCUACAUUGCCUCUGGAGAUGUGUCUGGGAAGCUGAGGAUCUGGGAUACCACGCAGAAGGAGCAUCUCUUGAAGUAUGAGUACCAGCCUUUCGCGGGGAAGAUCAAGGACAUCGCUUGGACGGAAGACAGCAAGAGGAUCGCCGUGGUCGGGGAAGGAAGGGAGAAGUUUGGAGCCGUCUUCCUGUGGGACAGUGGCUCUUCUGUGGGCGAGAUCACGGGACACAACAAAGUCAUCAACAGCGUGGACAUCAAGCAGAGCAGGCCAUACCGGCUGGCGACGGGCAGCGACGAUAACUGCGCCGCCUUCUUUGAGGGGCCACCAUUCAAGUUCAAGUUUACAAUUGGCGACCACAGCCGCUUUGUCAAUUGUGUGCGAUUCUCUCCUGACGGGAACAGAUUUGCCACGGCUAGUGCUGACGGCCAGAUAUACAUCUAUGAUGGGAAGACGGGAGAGAAAGUGUGCGCGCUGGGCGGAAGCAAGGCUCACGACGGAGGCAUUUAUGCUAUUAGUUGGAGUCCUGAUAGCACCCAUUUGCUUUCUGCUUCCGGAGACAAAACCUCUAAAAUUUGGGACGUCAAUGUGAACUCUGUCGUCAACACGUUUACAAUGGGCUCCAAUGUUCUGGACCAGCAGCUGGGCUGCUUGUGGCAGAAGGACCACCUCCUCAGCAUCUCCCUGUCUGGGUACAUCAAUUACCUGGACAAAAACAACCCCAGCAAACCCCUGCGGGUCAUCAAGGGUCACAGCAAAUCAAUCCAGUGUCUGACGGUGCAUAAAAACGGCGGCAAGUCCUACAUCUACUCUGGGAGCCACGAUGGGCACAUUAAUAUCUGGGAUUCAGAGACAGGGGAGAAUGACUCCUUCGCUGGGAAGGGCCACACGAACCAGGUGUCCAGGAUGACCGUGGAUGAGUCUGGACAGCUGGUGAGCUGUAGCAUGGACGAUACGGUGCGGUACACCAACCUCACGCUGAGGGACUACAGCGGACAGGGAGUCGUGAAACUGGAUGUUCAACCAAAGUGCGUAGCUGUCGGCCCUGGAGGAUAUGCCGUGGUCGUGUGCAUCGGGCAGAUCGUCCUGCUGAAGGAUCAGAAGAAGUGCUUCAGCAUUGACAACCCCGGCUACGAGCCUGAAGUUGUGGCAGUGCACCCCAGCGGUGACAUGGUGGCUGUCGGGGGCGCGGACGGGAAUGUCCGCUUGUACUCCAUUCUGGGUACCAUGCUGAAGGACGAGGACAAGCUCCUGGAGGCUAAGGGCCCUGUGACUGACGUGGCGUAUUCCCAUGAUGGCGCCUUCCUCGCCGUGUGCGACGCCAGCAAAGUGGUCACGGUCUUCAGCGUUGCUGACGGCUACUCGGAGAACAACCUUUUUUAUGGUCACCAUGCAAAGAUUGUCUGCCUGGCCUGGUCACCAGACAACGAGCACUUUGCCUCUGGCGGCAUGGACAUGAUGGUGUACGUCUGGACCCUGAGUGACCCCGAGACCAGAAUCAAGAUCCAAGAUGCACACCGGCUACACCACGUCAGCAGCCUGGCCUGGCUGGACGAGCACACGCUGGUCACGACCUCCCAUGACGCCUCUGUCAAAGAGUGGACAAUCGCCUACUGAGGACCCCGCCCGUGGACGGACCGAAUCAGGGACUAGAGUUUAACUGCAGCAGAACACGGCAUUUCUCUAAAUACUUCUGUAACUCGCCCCCGCCCCUGCCCGCUCAGGAGGGAGGGGGGCCUUAACUCGUGCAUCCCCUCGUCUCUCUACAGGGUGUUCAGAUCUGUACACGUCCUUCUGAAAGCUUUAGACAGUGACAGUUUGCACAUGAAAAAUAAAGCGAGCACUUAAACAAUGUGUGGAGCGUAACUCAACCCGCCACCCACCCAGCCCAAGUGUGGAACAUUCCAGAGGCACGGCCUCGAGAGCACACAGACCCCCGCCCAUGUAUCCCACUCCCCUGCCUGCAGAAUGCUGCUGUAGUGGCGAGAAGAAGGAGCGCCGGAGGCACUCAGCAGGGCCAUAGUUCUGCGGAGAGCGGGUGUGGCUCGAUUCUGGAGCGUUGCCACACCGUCCAGCUGCCGCUGGAAGGCCUCUCCAGAGCGGAGGGGGUGCUCCUGCGGGAACCAUGUAUUUCACUGUCAGUUUUUGUGCUUGAUUUAAGAACGGAAUUGUGGGUUUUGGUUUUUCUCUUUAUGUAUCCUAACUGUUGCCUGUCGGUGUUCACAAGCUAGUGUGUGGAGGGCGCCAUCUCCAGGUGUUCAGAGCCCUGUGGGCCAGACUGAGGGUCUCGGUCACCUGUCCCUGUCAGGCUUUGAUGUUUUCCCGUCUUUCUCUCCCCUUCUGCCCCUAAGAGCAGAAAUUAAUUUAAAGGCAAAGAUGAAGUCGCUGUAACUCACCUGUCACCAUUUUCACCUUUUUGUUUUCAGUGCAGAAAUUAAAAGUAAGUAUAAAGCACA
Molecule: messenger RNA, 2775 nt
Organism: Diceros bicornis minor
Lineage: Eukaryota; Metazoa; Chordata; Mammalia; Perissodactyla; Rhinocerotidae
Gene: WDR1
Product: WD repeat domain 1
Exons: 15
Coding region: 116-1936 (606 amino acids)
Biological process (GO): locomotion; sarcomere organization; actin filament depolymerization
Cellular component (GO): cortical actin cytoskeleton
Molecular function (GO): actin filament binding
Source: RefSeq, a predicted model, not a curated record